UUUGUUGAAAUGUAAUAAUGUCAAAUUAAAUAAUAAUUCUGUAUUUAUCUGAAUAACACUGAAACAUGUGUGAAAUAUUCCCCGAAGUUACAACGUGCUGUUUCCUGGUGUCACUGAGACUCGGAAUGUUGUUUAUUUCAGUAUUUUGUAUAAUGACGGGCGUGACUAGUCUGUGCAUUUUAGAACAAACCAACAACGUCAGUUUUGAUAAUAUUAAAAAUAUCACUGAUAUUAGUAAGCCUGAUGAGGUUUUAUCGCGUAUCAGUAAUCUGAUUACAUCAGGCAUUACAACUAUGUCAUACCUGUUUAUGUUCAGUGGUCUUCUUCUAUUUUUUGCUAGUAUAUCGGAUGACGAAGGAUUAGCACAAGGCUUCGUCUGGCUGACAUUCCUGGCUGUAGUCAUCGGCUACGUGCUAGUGGCUGUGAUAGCUGUGGAGUGCACACUUCAAUCCAAGUGCUUGCUCAGCAAAAUGGACUGGCUGUCAGGAGCGACGCUGCUGGUGCUGGCAGUUGGAUAUCUCUGCUUGUGGUUAUAUUUCAUCACCGUUGCUAACAGCUACGUAGUGCUUGGUGGUUGAAAAAAAUGCAGAAAAAAAAACAAGUUUCACGGAUUGUAAUCAAACGUAAUCAUGUUAUU
This is a messenger RNA of Achroia grisella, 637 nucleotides long. RefSeq lists its product as uncharacterized. Bases 66 to 578 code for a protein of 170 amino acids. The transcript is spliced from 5 exons. The record is from RefSeq and is a predicted model, not a curated record. Lineage: Eukaryota; Metazoa; Arthropoda; Insecta; Lepidoptera; Pyralidae.